Molecule: messenger RNA, 3008 nt
Organism: Haliotis rufescens (red abalone)
Lineage: Eukaryota; Metazoa; Mollusca; Gastropoda; Lepetellida; Haliotidae
Product: probable G-protein coupled receptor 139
Exons: 2
Coding region: 153-1301 (382 amino acids)
Biological process (GO): G protein-coupled receptor signaling pathway
Cellular component (GO): plasma membrane
Molecular function (GO): G protein-coupled receptor activity
Source: RefSeq, a predicted model, not a curated record
AGGGAAGCUAUGUACAGUCGUUUGUGUUAACAGUUGAGAGUAGACCAGCACGGACAUACCCUCGGCAGUGCUGUAAACUUGCAUGCAGGCGCGGCGCCCUAAGGACUUUCAGCGAGAUGGGGUAAAACGGCCAACCUGCUGUUGGCGUAGAGAUGGCGUCACCUUACACAACAGGGAGCUCUUUGUCAUCCCCUGUCAACAUAUUGACCACACACGUUGACACCGGGAACAGCAGCUUGGAUUGGAAAGUCAGAUCUGUCUACAGUGACGUCAACAUGACGUCACAAGGCACACCACUGACGUCAAACGAAGAAUAUGUCUACACUUUAACUGUUAUAGGCAAUGUGGAAAGAUAUUACAUGUGGUUCAUCCUGGUUCUUGGCUUCCCUGGCAACCUCGCUAGCAUUGUGACCAUUCUGAGAAUGUCACGACUAAAGUCAGCCACAUUUUACGUGGCCGUGUUAGCGACCGUAGACAACGUCGCUCUGAUCCUCAAAACAAUAUUCAUGGAGCUGUUGCACCACCCCAAUGCCUUCUCAGUACCUGGUUGUAGGUUCAUGUGCUUCUUUGGACUCGUCACAGCUGCCUUUUCUAAUUGGAUACUGGUUGCCAUGGCGACAGAACGGUUCAUGGCUGUCCGGUUUCCUCUAAGAGUAGCCAGCAUUUGGACUCUACGUCGCGCCCUGGUCCUCACCGUCGUCUUAUUUAGCCUCCUUUGUAUCUUACAUAUGCAUAUUUUCUGGACAAUGGUCAACGCUGUCCAUGGCUGCAGCUACUCCCCCGACUACAGACACUUCACCGCAGACACGUGGUACUGGAUCAGCGCGUUCGUCUACGCCUUCAUCCCCUGCAGCGUCCUCAUCAUGUUCAACUUCCUCAUCGUCCGCAGCAUUCAGACGUCAUCCAAACUUCGCCGCCAGCUGACCGUAGAGAGGGACGUCUCCAAGAAACCACAGAGGGUUUCUGGCAACCAUGACACCCAGAUCACCAUCAUGCUGAUCAGCGUAACCAUAGUGUUUGUCAUCCUCACCAUCCCUCGCUGUGCCGUCAUCCUCAUCAUCACAGGGGACCCUCCGCAGUCUCCGAUGGAGCAGGUGCGACAUCGCCUCGUGGAUGUGCUCACCUCCAUGUUCGCCGACUCCAACCACGCCAUCAACUUCUUCCUGUACUUCUUCGCGGCCAGGCAGUUCCGGUUCCACUUCCUGAAGACGGUUUUGAGUCAGCGACGUGGCAGCACUUACGUCACCAACACCAAGAGGUCAUCGACGGUGAGAGAGGAUGAGCUGCCAAUGAGCAGCUGACCCGUGGCCCCCAGAUGUAGGGCGGGGGUUGGGAUAAGGGUCUGCCCCUGAAGUCCUCCUAUGUCUGCAGAGGUCAAGUAACACCGCAGAAAUGCAGUGUCACAGCUACAGUGAAUUAACGAUGUGUAGACGAAUAAAACACAGAAAUGAAGUGUCACGGAUACAGUGAUUUCAUCAUGUAACAUCACAGAAAUGAGGUGUCACAGAUACAGUGAUUUAACAAUGAGUAGACGAAUAAUAUCACAGAUGAGUUGUCACAGAAAUACUGAUUUCAUGAUGUAUAGACAAGUAACACCACAGAAAUGACGUGUCACAGAUACGGCGAUUUAACAAUGUGUGGAGGACUAAUGCCACAGAAAUGAGGUGUCACAGAAAUACUGAUUUCAUGAUGUAUAGACAAGUAACACCACAGAAAAGAGGUGUCAAAGAUACGGUGAUUUAACAAUGUGUGGACGAACAAUACCGUAGAAAUGAAGUGUCACAGAUAGGGUGAUUUAACAAUGUGUGGACGACUAAUACCACAGAAAAGAGGUGUCACAGAUACGGUGAUUUAACAAUGUGGAGACAAAUAACACCACAAAAAUGAGGUGUCCGAGGUACAUCCGGUGCGAAUUUACACGAGAUAUACAGUUCCGGUGUCACAGAUGAAGUGACGUAACACUGGCGGGCACAAGACAGUGUCAGGUGACCCGCGUACACUAGAGUCAGCAGCAACAAGACGUAACUAUAUAUGCGCCUUAAAAAAGUUAAGCACCACUUAUAAUAUAUUUCCAUAAGAAAAGUUAAAAAAAAUAAGGGGAAAAACAGCUACUUUUGUUGACAGUGACAUACAUAUCAAAAUACAGAAACUGAAGCAGGUAUCAAAUGACAUUUUGUGAGGGCUCCCCGACACCAGUUAUUUGGCCACCUUUCAGUUACCUCCCGUGCCCCUUAACGUGGUAUGGCCAGGUAUUUGCGACAAUCAGGAGUAACGUACAGUGUUGCUGUCAAAACCGCCCUGAAGCUUUCAGAGACAGUUAAUCAAAACGACACCUGCGUCAUAUGCAGACAUUUCCAAUGGGAUACAGUAAAGUUUUAGAUAUAUGAAAACAAUUUAAGUUGUUUAACUUUUUUUCCGUCAGUAUAUAUAAAAAAAACUCCAUGAAAUGUGCACUUGGCACAUUGAGGGUCACAUGUCACAUGUGUUAUGCAAGUGUUCUAAAAAACUUUAAACGUAUCUACCUAUACAGGUUUAUUUAUUCAUCGAAAACUCCGACGUAUUCAGGUUGUUUUUUAAAAGAAUUAUGACUCGGUAAAUAGAUAUAUGUUGUGGAAGAAACUGGACGGUCUGGGGCUAACGGGAAACAUGAGAAAUGCUCUACACGCAAAAUACUACAAUGUGUCUAGUUGUGUGAGGAUUAACGGCUUUUACACUGACCAGUUUAGUGUAGGCUGUGGAGUCAAACAGAGUGUUUGUAUUAUGUGUUAUUUAAUAUCUACAUCAACGAUUUAUUUCGUACCUUAGGAACUCGGUAAAGGUUGACUGUUGACAAUGACCGUCUAUGUAUUCUGUUGUCUGGUUGUCGUCACUGCAUGCUGGACGGCAUCUUCCCGAGGCAAGAGAGUAAACUGACUAUAAAAGUCGAGUUUCCACCCUUGCCGAGCUAGGCUGGUAUUAUGGAGUUACAUUUUGUCUGGACUAACGAGUCUAUGCAUAGUCCAAUCAAA